Aplosporella prunicola CBS 121167 is the source of this 1587-nucleotide messenger RNA. RefSeq lists its product as uncharacterized. Gene Ontology annotation, cellular component: fungal-type vacuole membrane; plasma membrane. Gene Ontology annotation, molecular function: transmembrane transporter activity. The transcript has 4 exons. The coding region runs from base 1 to 1587 and encodes 528 amino acids. The record is from RefSeq and is a predicted model, not a curated record. Lineage: Eukaryota; Fungi; Ascomycota; Dothideomycetes; Botryosphaeriales; Aplosporellaceae. Gene Ontology annotation, biological process: transmembrane transport.
AUGGAGCUCGCCGCCACCACCCCACCACCCCCACAACCAACCGACCCGGAAAAAGCCACAACCACAACCACCAACGCCACAACCCACACAACCCCAUCCCCUACCGUCACCGUCAUCACCCCACCUAAGCAUACGCAAUGCUUGUCCCUCCUCGCACGCCUCACCCGCUUCGAGACGCACGGCAUAGCACGCGUGCCGCCCUCAGAGCGCCAAGCGCCCUCAAAGAUAAACUACGCGCAAAUCGCACUGCUGUGGUUCAGCGCGAACACGACAGCUAACAACCUCGCCGUGGGGCUAAUGGGGCCGCUGGUCUUCGGGCUCGGCUUCACGGACGCGGCGCUCUGCGCUGUGUUUGGCGCCGUCUUGGGUGCGCUGUCGACGGCGUACAUGGGGGUUUGGGGCGCGCCGAGCGGGCUAAGGACGGUGGUGCUGCUGCGCUGCUUUAUGGGCUUCUAUCCCUCGAUGGUCUGCUGUUUGUUGAAUAUCGUCCUCAUGGUCGGCUACGGCACCAUCGACUGCAUCAUCAGCGGCCAGAUCAUCGCGGCUGUCAGUGACGAGCGGCUGUCCAUCGCCGUGGGCGUCGUGGUGGUCUCCGUCGUCGUCGGCUUCAUCGCCGUGCUUGGCCUUCCUGUCUUCCACCUCUACGAGCGCAUCGCCUGGCUCCCACAACUGCUCGCCCUCUUUGCCCUCAUCGCCAGCGCCCAGCCCUACCUCACCACCUCCUCCUCCACCUCCACCACGCACACCACACGCCCCGCCCUCCCUGCCGCGCGCCUAUCCUUCCUCUCCCUCGCCCUCUACGUUCCCAACUCCUGGGCAGCCGCGUCCUCCGACUUCGCCGUCAGACUCCCAGCCACAACGCCUCGCAGGCACAGCUUCUUCCUCACGCUGGCGGGGCUCCUCCCCGCCUUCACGCUCGUGAACGUCAUCGGCGUCGCGCUGGGCGCCACCAUCUCCUCUACCUCCCCACCCACCACCUGGGCCGCCGCAAACGCUACCUCCACAGGCGCGCUGCUCGUCACCGUACUCGCGCCACUAGGCGGCUUCGGCCGUUUCUGCGCCGUCCUGCUUGCGCUGGGCAGCGUCGCGAACGCGGUGCCCGGGACGUAUAGCGCGGGGCUAGGGUGCGAGGUGCUGGCGGCGCGGCGCGCAAGAAGAGUGCCUAGGGCUGUGUGGGCGGCGGGGGUGGCGGGGGCACAGGCCGCGUGCGCGCUUGCUGGAAGGGAGAGCCUGUUUGCUGUGUUUGGGAACUUGCUGCCGCUGAUGGGGUACUGGGUUAUGGUUAUGGUGUGUGUUGUGGGGCUGGAGCAUGCGUUUUUUCGGGGGCGGGGGUGGGGGUGGGGGUGGCACGUGUGGGCGAACUGGGAGGAUCGCGCGUCACUGCCUGCUGGCAUCGCGGCCGGCGCGGCGUUUGCGGCUGGCUGUGCGGCUGCCGUCGUCGGCAUGUGCCAGGUGUGGUUUGUAGGGCCAUUGGCGCGUCUUGUAGGGCCUGAUGGCGCGGAUGUCGGCGUCUGGGUAGCGUGUGCAGUUGUGGUGGUCGUGUAUCCGCCUCUGCGGGCGUGGGAGAUGAGGAGGUUUGGAAGGUGA